This is a messenger RNA of Condylostylus longicornis, 3392 nucleotides long. Its product is annotated as CD81 antigen. The record is from RefSeq and is a predicted model, not a curated record. The coding region runs from base 157 to 957 and encodes 266 amino acids. Lineage: Eukaryota; Metazoa; Arthropoda; Insecta; Diptera; Dolichopodidae. Gene Ontology annotation, cellular component: membrane. The transcript has 6 exons.
UUUAUAUGGCAAUGCUAGGAAGGCGUUAGCAUAGUGUGGUUGAGUUGGAUUUGGAAGAGUAAACUUAAUUUGGAAAUAAAUUAUUUUGUGGAGAAAUAAUAAAAAGUACCUUUUUCAAUAAAAUCAAGUGAUUUUGAUAAAGAUAUAUUAACCAAAAUGGGAUUGAACGGAUGUUGUACUUGUGUAAAAUACCUUAUGGUAGUUUUAAAUUUUCUAUUUUGGAUAAUUGGAUUAUCUUUUAUAGUUUGCUCAGUAUGGAUGUUAACUGAUCCAACAUUUUUGCUAUCGAUGACACAGCCAACUAAUGAUUAUUAUAUUGCGCUUUAUAUAUUUUUAGCGGUGGGAUGUUUCAUUCUUAUUGGAGCUUUUCUGGGUUGCUGCGGUGCUUUCAAAGAAUCACAAUGUCUAUUAGUUUCGUUUUUCUGUGUAUUACUUGUUGUUUUAGUAGCACAGCUAGCGGCUGGAGCUUGGGCUUUUCACAAUAAAGAAAAACUUGAAGAAACGGUUCGGAACUCUGUAAAAUAUUCGGUCCAAGAAGAAUACGGGAUUAUACACACUCGUACUGUGACUUUUGACAGUUUUCAAAGAAAUUUACAAUGCUGUGGAGCUAACGGUCCCAAUGAUUGGGCUGCAAGUAAAUAUAAUAAUGUUGAUCGAAGCAGUAUUUUGAAUAUUGCUUUGUCAAAUGCGAACCCGUUCUUCAGUAUUCCCGAAUCUUGUUGUAAUGAAAAAUUUACUCAAAAUGAAUGUGAUUUAGCAAGAUCAGUUAAAGCAGGGAAUCUCAUAAAUCCCACAAUUUAUCAAACGGGAUGCAUUGAUAAAGUUGUUGAAUUAUUAGAAAUUCAUUGGACAAUUAUACUAUCGGUUACAAUAUUCAUUGUAUUUUUGGAAAUCUUAGCGCUGGUCUUAUCGCUUUCAUUAUGUUGCGCAAUAAAAAACGAUCAUUAUAAAGGUUAAAAAACAAGGUAUAUGGUUAGUGAAAAGAAAUUUGAAAGUAACACAAAUAUAACAAAUAUUUAAAAAACAAGUUUAAAAGCAUAAAAAUUCUAUAUUAUAUAAUAUUUAUUUAUACAUACGAAUCAAACUUAAGAUAUUAAAAAGUAUCAAUGUGUUAAAAUUUUUGCAAAGAAUGCACAGUGUAACCUUUUUUCUUAUAGAAUAUUAUCAUAUUAUUUUAAUACUAGCUACCAGUUCAAAUAUAAAUGAAUCAAAGCAAAUUUAAUCACAGAAGUAUUUUUUAAUAUUUUUAAUGUUUUGAUUUACACUAGAAAAUUAACAUAUAAAAAAAGUUGAAAAAUCAAGUUCGCAUUUUUUAAUUUUGCAGGAAAUAAUGAAAUACAUUUUACGUAUCCAAAUUCCAAAAUACAAAAUAGCUAAAUAUAAUAGAUACGAAUAUAUUACAUACACAUUUAGAAAGAAUUGUUUUAAAAAAAAUUCAGAAAAAUAAUCAUGCAAAUUUAGAAAAAUAGGUAUAACUAUUGAAAAAUAAAAUUAUGUAGGGAUUUUUUUUAAUUCUAUGUGAUUUUUAGAUAUUAAUUGAUUUACUACAGAUAAUUUAAGAAUUGACAAUUUUCUUGGAAAAAUAUAAUUCCGUCAAUAAAAUAUUGUCAAUGUUGAAAUAAAAUGAUAAAUUUUGCUCGAAUAUUUAUAAAAAAAAUUUACAAAUAAAAUAUAUUUAAGAUUUUUGAAUACUCAAAUUUAAUUAUAAGUACGAAAAUACAAGAAAAGAAAAAGAAAAUUACUAAAAAUUUAAUGUCCAAUUGGCAGCAUUUUCUAAAAAACCAAAACAACCUUUUUUUAAUAUUUUUGAAUGUGAAAAUAGUAAAAUUAAGCAGCAAUAUUUUUUUGUACUCACAAAACCUUCAAAAACAGCACAAAAAGUAUAAUGAAAAACUAAAAAACGGCGCUAAUUGGACUAUUUUGAAUCAUAUUUAAAAUUUUUAAAAAUCUCCCAAUUGAUCAUUUCGUCUUUUUUGAAAUUAGACAAGCGUUUGUGCCAAAGUUUGGAAAAUAUAAAAGAAAACUGCCAAAAAAGAAAUUCAUAUCGACUGAAAAUCGAAAUUGGAAACAACAUGAAUUUUUUAGUUGAUUAAAGUUUAUUACGAUUUAAAUUAAUGUGCUUAUUUAAAAAUUAAGAUAUUAAAAAAUAAAAACAUAAAUAUGUACAUAUGUAUGCACAUACAUACAUAUUUACAUAUAUGAUUUGAAUUUUUGAAGACGAAAUAAUAUGGUAAUAUAUGUAUAUAAUAUAUGUAUAUAAUAAUACAUAUACAUAUAAUAUGUAUAAAUUACGAAUUAUUAAUAAUAAAUAUUAUUAAUAAUAUACAUAUAUAUAUAUAUAUUUAUUUAUAUGUACGUAUAUAUAUAUAUAAUAUAUAAAGAUUCACCAAAAAUAAGAUAAAACACAAAUUUAUAUAUUAUACUAAUCACUUGAUUUUAAAAUUUAUAUUUAAUAAUUAAAGAAAAAUAUUUAAAUGGAAAAUGUUUAUAUAUUUAUGCGUCUUUGCAAAUAUUUUAAAAAUCAAAAUAUAGUAGAAAGAGUAUAUAAUUAAGAAAAAUCUCAUUUUCUUUAACUAGUUAUUGUGCUAUAGGGAAAUAAAGUUGUUAUAAGUUUCAAUUUAAAAAAAAGUGUAGAUGUUUAUUGAUAUAAAAAUUUAUGAAAAAAAAAAUAAAAUGUAUAGUAUACAUAUAUAAAUAUAUAUAAUUAUGCAGAAGAACAUUAAAUUUAAUGAAGAGCAAAAUUAUAUGUACUAACUAGUAGAAAAUUCAAGUUCUACAACCUCCAAAAAACACUUAUAUUAUUAAAAAAUAAUUUAGUAACUGAAUUUAAACAGUUUCUGAUUUAUGUUUAUGUAUGUACUUACAUAUAUUGUAUAAAAUUAUACACAUGCAUAUAUAUAUGCAUGUGUAUAAUAUAUAUAUAUGGAUAUAUAUAUAUAUAUAUAUAUAUAUAUAUAAAUUCAAUUUAGUGCUAAGCUUCCUGAAAAAACUUUUUCAAUGUCCAGAAUUUAAAUUGAAAACUAAAAAUAAAAAAAAAAUGAAAUUAAACUACAUUAAUACCUAAAAAAAAGAAAGCAUACAAAGCUGUACCAAAAAUUUUAGUACUUAAAUUUUGGACAAAAUUGCCAUUUUUAUUAUAAAUUUUGUUUGUUGUGUUCUUGUUAUAUAUAUAUUUUUUUUAAUAAUUUAAAUAACAAAUCUAAUAUGUAUUAACAUGUAUUUAUUUUUUCAAAUUGCACAAAUUUAUUUUAAAAUGUUUAAACAUUUUUAUAUAUUUGAAAGCAACAGUGUAUAUUUUUUUAAAUAGUUCUUUUCUUACUUUUUUUAGGUUUAAAUAGUCAUGUAUUAACUUUAAAUUUAUUUUUUAUAAUAAAUAAUUGAUCAACUGAUAA